AUGGCCAAAGCUUUCUUCAGGCUACAGAAGUUUCUCCGUCGGACCCAGUUUCUACUCUUCUUCCUCACAGCAGCUUACCUGAUGGCUGGCAGCCUCCUGCUGCUACAGCGGACCCGCCUGGUUAUCCAGCAAGGUUCACGUGGGACCUCCACUAAUCAGGCCCUGCAGGCACCGGACGGGAUGGCCGGGGUUGGGAUUGCAGACCCCAGGAUGCUGCAAAACCCUCGCUCCGGUCCCAGGCUGCUGGUAGGCAUGGAUGCGCUGCAGGAGCCAGCCCUGGACCAGCACAGCCCACAGUGGCUUGUGUCCCGCAACUUGGAGCUCAGGCAGUUGAGAAGAAGGUGGUUUCACAGGUUCAUCAGUGAUCAGGAGCCCAUGCAAACAGUGGGAUUUAAAGCGAUGAAGCACACUGCUGAACACAAAGGGACCUACAUGGGAUGCUUCAGUGAUGAUCCAAGAGAGAGGACACUGAAGGGAGCUGUGUUUUAUGACUUAAGAAAAAUGACAGUAUCUCACUGUCAGGAAGCUUGUGCUGAGAGGGCUUACACCUAUGCGGGCCUAGCGUAUGGAGCAGAGUGCUACUGCGGGAACAAGCUCCCAGCAACGACCUCGAAGCCUGAGGAGUGCAACAGCGAGUGCAAAGGGGAAAAGGGCUCUGUCUGUGGAGGGGUGAACCGGCUCUCUGUCUACAUGGUGGAGGAGCUGCAGGCAGGAGCGAGACGACGGAGGAAUGUUAUCUAUCGAGGAUGUUUUAGAGCUCCAGAAAAUUUAACAGACACCUUUCCAGCCUCUUUGAUACAGCCCAAUUUGACGGUGGAGAUGUGCUCUGAAUUUUGCUCCAAGAAAGAGUUUCCUUUGGCAGUCAUCCGAGGGCGGGAGUGCUACUGCGGCUACCCCACUGGGCGCUUCUCGCUGCACGAUGGCGCAGACGGGCUGCUCUGCAGCGGGAUGCACAACGCCAGCAGCGCCGCUGAGGGAAAAUACUGCCUGGUCUAUCAGACACCAGUGCAAGACACCCGCUGCACAGACAGAAAAUUCUUAACCACCAAAUCCAAAGUGUUCGUUGCUUUGUCGAGCUUUCCUGGGGCUGGGAAUACAUGGGCUCGCCAUUUGAUAGAGCACGCCACAGGAUACUACACGGGAAGCUAUUACUUCGAUGGAACGCUCUACAACAAAGGGUUCAAAGGAGAAAAAGACCAUUGGAGAAGCAGAAGGACCAUCUGUGUGAAAACACAUGAAAGCGGCAAGACGGAGAUUGAAAUGUUUGAUUCAGCGAUCCUGUUGAUAAGGAACCCGUACAAGUCGCUGAUGGCAGAGUUCAACAGGAAAUAUGCCGGGCACCUGGGGUACGCCACCGACCGCAACUGGAAGAGCAAAG
Cariama cristata (Red-legged seriema) is the source of this 1378-nucleotide messenger RNA. RefSeq names its product WSC domain containing 1 (gene WSCD1). Lineage: Eukaryota; Metazoa; Chordata; Aves; Cariamiformes; Cariamidae. The record is from RefSeq and is a predicted model, not a curated record. The annotation marks the transcript as partial. The transcript has 7 exons.